Molecule: messenger RNA, 1074 nt
Organism: Aspergillus thermomutatus
Lineage: Eukaryota; Fungi; Ascomycota; Eurotiomycetes; Eurotiales; Aspergillaceae
Product: histone chaperone napB
Exons: 3
Coding region: 1-1074 (357 amino acids)
Biological process (GO): nucleosome assembly
Cellular component (GO): nucleus; chromatin
Molecular function (GO): histone binding; chromatin binding
Source: RefSeq, a predicted model, not a curated record
AUGGGUGCCGAAAACGGCCAGAAGUCGCUUCUUGAGCGCAUUGAGAUGCCUGAGAUCCCGAUGGAAGUUGCGCAGGAGUUUGCGCUCCUGGAGCAGAGAUUUAUCCGUGCUGAGACUGAGCGCUUGCGCCGGUCCACUGUUGAGAACCGCCCUCUGUGGGAGAAGCGUAGCGAAAUCAUCUCCAAAGUCCAGGACGACUUCUGGGUUCGUGUCCUCUCCCACGCCCCCGCCGAGAUCGACGAAUACAUCCAGCACGCCGACGCAGCUGUUCUGGGCUCUGCCCUGAAGGACCUCACUGUCGAGAGAUUCGAGGUCGACGACAAGGGCAAUGGCGAGCCGCGAAGCCUUCGUUUCACCUUCGUGUUCCGCACCGGCGAGGAGAACCCUUUCUUCGAGAACGAAAAGCUCGUCAAGGAGUUCUACUGGCGCAAGAAGAUCACCAAGACUUCCAAGGGCAAGCGGAGGACAUGGGAGGGCCUCGUCUCUGAGCCAGUCCGCAUCAACUGGAAGGAGGGCAUGGAUUUGACCAAGGGAUUGCUCGAUGCUGCCUGUGAUCUGGCCGAGGCCGAGAAGAAGAAGGGUGGCGACCGCAAGAAGCUCCCCGAGUUCGAAAAGCUCGCCGAGAAGAUGGAGGAGCUCGAGGCCGCUGCGAUGGAAGAUAACGAGGAGGACGAGGAAGACUUCCCCACCCCUGCCGGAACCAGCUUCUUCGGGUUCUUUGGUUAUCGCGGCAAUGUUGUCUCCGCCGAAGAGUCCAAGGAAGCCAACAAGGAGGAUGAUGAGCGGUUCGAGAAGGCCCUUAAGGGAGAGAAGUUUGAUGAUGAGGAGGAUGACGACGACGAGGAAGACGACGAGGAAGACUCCUUCGAUGAGAUUGAGAUCUUCCCUGACGGCGAGGACCUUGCGAUCGCUCUCGCCGAGGACCUGUGGCCCAAUGCUCACAAGUAUUAUGGACAAUCCUUUGAGAUUGGCGAUGAUUACUCUGAAAUCGAUGAGGACGAACUCGAAGAUGAGGAGGACGAGGGUGAGGACGAAGAAGACAACUCCCGGCCCCGCAAGAAGGCCAGGGUUUAA